Messenger RNA from Zootoca vivipara (common lizard), 5761 nucleotides. RefSeq names its product UTP25 small subunit processome component (gene UTP25). Gene Ontology annotation, biological process: maturation of SSU-rRNA from tricistronic rRNA transcript (SSU-rRNA, 5.8S rRNA, LSU-rRNA). Gene Ontology annotation, cellular component: nucleolus; small-subunit processome. Gene Ontology annotation, molecular function: U3 snoRNA binding; rRNA binding. The record is from RefSeq and is a predicted model, not a curated record. Lineage: Eukaryota; Metazoa; Chordata; Lepidosauria; Squamata; Lacertidae.
UAAAGCGACAGGGGAGGAAAUCCACGUGGGAAACGGAGCAGGAAGUUCGACAACAUGGGGAAGAGGAAAGCUGGCCGGCAGCAGCAGCUGAUCAGCAGCUUGAGUAAGAAGCAGAAGAAGCACCUCAAGGAUUUCGGGGAGGAGCACCCCUUCUAUGAUCGGGUUUCUGGGAAAGAAAAACCAACUCAAAUCUGUGAACUGACAGAAACCUCUGAGCAGUCAAGCUCAGAAAGUGACACAGAGAAUGAUUCUGAAGAAGCCUCAGUCUAUCACAAGUUACUGGCCACCUUAAAAACUGCUCCGUAUUCGGACAGUGAGGAUGAUGAAGAUGAAUCAGAAGGAGGAAGCAACAAAGGUGAUGCAGAAGUGGGCAGUGAUGAGGACGAAGAAGGUGAGGGAGAAAUGGAGGACGAAGACAAUGACAGCAAUGCGGCUCACCCCCCAGAAUCAGAUCAAGAAGCACCACUCCAGAAAAACAGCCAAGAGGAACCUGGAGAUCCAGAGGCUUCUAGCGACCUAAAACAUGAAGCUACCGAAGAAUUCACAGAUGUGCAGCACGAAUCUGAGUUUAGUCUGGAAACCAAUUUCAUAGAAGAAGAGUGUGGUGAUCCUUCUGCAGAUGGGAAAGAAAACAGUGGUUCUGCAGAUAUUGCAAAAGAUCCAUUUAAGUGUCAUGUCGAUGAAGAACUGGAAGAAAAACAAAUAGAGAAAAUUCUUGCAUGCUCAAAAUCUACCUACCAAGUCAAGUGGCCAGCACUGGGUCAGUUAGUUUUCUCUUCAAAAUUGGAGAAGUUUGGAAUGGUUAAGGCAGACAAAGAAGUUGAUUUGAAACGGCUUCAUCUUCGCAAGCCUUUAGGAUCUGCUUGGCCUAAAGUCAACAGCCCAUUCCUUUCCAAGCAGGUGAAAUCAAAAGAUCAACCAUUUACUCCGCUGCAGAAAGAGCUUUUCUGCAUCAUGAAUUCAUACAAGGACUUGUUCUACCCAGAGAGGACUGCUUUAAGCAAUGGGGAAGAAGUCCGUCAAGUCUACUGCCUGCAUGCCCUGAACCACGUCUUGAAGGCAAAUGCCCAAGUGCUUGGAAAUAAUGCCAAGCGAAGGGACCAAAAACCCGGGACUGACGAUGAUAGCUUCAGAGAUCAAGGACUCACAAGACCAAAGGUGUUGAUAGUGGUGCCCUUCCGGGAAUCUGCUUUACGUGUGGUGCAGAUUUUCAUCAGCCUCCUUGAAUCAACAAGUCAAAAGAAAAUUGAUGUUAGUAACAAAAAGCGGUUCAAGGGGGAGUUUGGCUCAGAUCCAGAAGAGAAACCGCCCAAUCUGAAACGGCCAGAAGAUUAUGAAGCUGUCUUUGCAGGGAACAUUGAUGACCACUUCAGGCUAGGUGUUUCUGUUCUUCAAAAGAGCAUACGACUCUAUGCGCCUUUUUACUCCUCCGAUAUUAUCAUUGCAUCUCCCCUUGGCCUGAGGACUGUUAUUGGAGCUGAGGGGGAGAACAAGAGAGACUAUGAUUUCCUCUCGUCCAUAGAAAUUCUUAUCAUCGAUGAGGCCGACAUCUACCUAAUGCAGAACUGGGAGCAUGUUUUGCACCUGAUGAACCACAUUAACCUGUUGCCUUUGGAGUCUCAUGGGGUGGAUUUCUCACGGGUGCGAAUGUUCAGUCUGAACAACUGGUCCAAGUAUUAUCGGCAGACGCUGCUGUUCAGCUCCCUCCAGGAUCCACAGAUCAACUCCAUCUUCAAUAAGCACUGCUUCAAUUACAGGGGGCAGGUAGCGGUAAGGAACGUACCUCUGAAGGGCUCUAUCAGCCACGUUGUAGUACAGCUUCCUCAUGUUUUUCGCAAGCUGGAAGCUGAAAAUUCCGUUUCUGUAAUAGAUGCCAGGUUUCAUUUUUUCAUUGAGAGAGUGUUGCCCGAGUAUCGCGAUGCCGUCAUGUCACAUACACUCAUCUACGUCCCGUCAUAUUUUGAUUAUGUGCGCCUACGGAACUACUUCAAGAAGGAGGAGUUGAGUUUUGUGCACAUGUGUGAAUAUACCAGUAAAUCUGGCAUUUCCAGAGCGAGGCAAUUCUUCCUAAAGGGAGCGAAGCAAUUUCUGAUUUUCACGGAGCGUUUCCACUUUUAUAAAAGGUACUCAAUUAGAGGCAUCCAGAACCUUAUUUUUUACGAACUGCCCACCUACCCCCAUUUCUAUAGUGAGGUCUGCAAUAUGAUGAAGCUGGCAGGCAGUGAGGAAGAAGCCACCUUGACCUGCACAGUGCUUUACUCAAAAUACGAUGCUCAGAAGGUGGCUGCGGUGGUGGGUGUCGACCGGGCGGCCCAAAUGCUCCAGUCUUCCAAAAAUGUGCACCUUUUUGUCACUGGAGAAACAGAGUGAAAUAAGUGGUGGACUGAGAUUUCGAAUGGACUCCUUGACCUGCUCAGCCUAUUAUUUGGGGCUUGUGCUUCUUCCAGAACAAAUGUUAGAAAAAGAAAGGCCGCAUCCACCCCAUGUAUUUAAAAUGUGGUUAUAUUCUUUCUUUGGCACAUAAGCAGUCAUGGCUCCCCCCACCUCCAUAUAACCUGGGAACUGUAGUUAAGGGUGCUGAGAGUUGUUCCCCCCACAUUUGCUUUUAACUGGUUUGAAUACACUGGUCUAAUACAAUACAGCUACAAUAGGGAUCGGCAGCUAGCAGGCCCUGGCUCCAGUCCAUCCCUCUAGGAAGCACCCUUUAGCCCUACAAUUGCCAGAGGGUACCAGCUGUUCUUAGGGUCUGGUCCAUCAUUCUCCACCUGUUUCUUGAAGUAACCUUCAGUAAAGCCAGAUGCUGACCAGAACAAUACAGUGUCUAGAAAAACACAGCCAGCCAGUCACUCACCCUUUGGAUAACUAUAAACAUCAAACAUGUGAGAGAUGUCUUGUUAAAAAAAAAUUAUGGUCUGUUUGUGUUUUGUCAUUGCAUUUAUUAAAAAAAGUUGUCAAACUUUUUAAAAAUCUUUGUAUAGUGAUUGUGUCCUUUAAAUGUCAAAAUAGGCCUGCAGAGCUGUGGUUCACUAGUCUCUGCCAUUGCAUUGCUGUCUAUUUUAGUUUUAAGCUGAUUAACUGUGUCUAAUUCCUCUAGUGCAGGAACUAAACACCAAUAAAGAGGCAAUUCCAUUUCAAUCCCGGAAUUAGCCAGCAUUGAUAUAGGAAUGUUCCUUUAAAAAGAGAGAGAGAGAGAGAGAGAGAGUUUAUUUUUGCAUUGUCAGGUUUACAAACAACGAAGGAAACAAUUAAAAUAUAAUCAGUAAAUCCCCUUUGACUUCCCUUCUCCCCUUUUAUGGAUCCUUAUGCCAACAGUUUUCUCCUGCAUCUCUUCUAUUACUCCAAUUUUAUCAAAUCUUUAAACAGACCAUAAUUCAACUUUCAACUACAAGUAUUUAUUCUUCCUGGUUCCUAAUUCUUCCGGUCAGUUUUGCCAUUUCAGCAUAGUCCAUCAGUUUUAUCUGCCGUUCUUCCUUGGCAGCGGCUGUAUUUUCUUUCCCACCUCUGAGCUAACAAAGUCCAGGCAGCUGUAGUCACAUACAUAAAUAGUCUCUUCUUGUCAUUUGGAAUCUCUGCACCUAAGACUCCUAAAAGAAAAGCUUCUGGUUUCUUAGAAAAGGUUAUCUUUAACAGGAAUGUUCCUGUUAAAGGCUACUGAAAGGCUAACUUACUUUAAAUUCUACAUGCUUCCCAGGCUGACUCAUGGUUAGAGACAGAAAAGCAAGCUGCUAAAUAAAGAUUAAAGGUCUCCUGUCCCUCUCUUCAGGAUGUAUUUAUUAGAGAUGAGUGUCUGAGCAACCUAAAGCAGGAUAACAAAGUUAGGGAGCAAUGGAAAGAUAAAGCAUGUUGCUUUGUAGUUUCUUGGCAACAAAAGGGAUGUCAUUGAAGUCACCCUGUUCAUGAAGGCUGAUUUUUAAUUUACUUUUUUGAAAGAUAAUAGCUUUUGGUUUUAAAAUGAAAACUUGAGAAAUGGUAGCUAUGUUGCCACUACAUCACCCAAGUGAUGGGCCCAGGUCAGAGGCAUGGGCGGCCUUUGAGCUGGGUUCUGGAAUUGUGCCUGUGAUACUGUUUGACUGACAUCUUGUGUGAGCAGAGCCAAUUCAUUUGACUUGCUCACACACUGUCAUUUGUAUUGUGUUGGGAACCAGCGCUGCUUAGGUCUGGAUCCCCACCACACAAAAUGCAUUACUGUCGGCUGUAAAUUGGCGGCACCCCAAACAGGUCUCAGAUACCAUUUUAUAGUUGCAGAGGAGUGGAACUGGCCUAGAGCCAUUUUACUCUCAGAGAUAUUCCUGCAUAUAAAAUGUCAAAAGGCUAAUCCCUCUUCCCUGUAUCUUCUCAUGCCACUGUUCUGCUUCAGCUGGAAUGGGACUGCCCCUUUGACUUAGCAGAUUUGACCUUACUCUGUUUCCUGAGAGCCUAUUAAGCUAAGUAAUACCAUAUUAACUGUCUCCUCUUAGAGCGUUGAUGAUGCCCUGUGUAAAAAGCUUUCCGCGUUAAGGGCUGUGUGCUAAUUUCUUGGUUGUUGAAAGCCAGAUAAAUUGUGGUCCAAAACACUUAAUGGGAAACCACCAAGAAAUUAUCCCUGAUCCCUAGAAUGAAAGCACACAUUAUUGGAAUUAAAUGUUUGUGAAGCAUUAAGCAAUGACAAUAUCAGAGGAAGGAGCAUAAUUUGUGCCAGCAUUGGGGAACCUGUGACUCUCCAGGUAUUGCUGGACCACAGCUGUCAUCAGCCCUAGCCAGGAUAGCCAGUGAUCAGGGAUGAUGGGAGAUGAAGUCCCGCUACAUCUGGAGGGCCACAGGCUCCCCAUCCCUGGCCUAUAUUAAUGCUCCUUUCUCUGAAUAGCCAACUCUACAGCAAAGGAGACAAAUUAGAGAGUGUCUGCCCAGUUGGCACCCAAAGGAAUAUAUAUGGCAUUCAGAUUUGAGCAAGGAUAUUCCUCAGCUGUGUGAUAGGUGAAAUGCUUCUCAGAUAAUAAGACAACAAAUUUGAAAUGGUAAAAACACACACAAGUAUUUAAGGUUCCCAGGGUGUCUGAAUAGUCAUUUGCACCCAAAUUGCCCAUGAGAACACUGUUACACUGCCAUGCUGUCUAUUUCCAUGGGCUAUCUCUUAUCCACUGGGAAUUUCCCCACUGUGGCAGUUAGUCAGGAACCUCAUCUCAUUAUCCCCCCCACCCACGCACCCCCAAGAAGUUUGGGGUCUGUUAGGCUUGAGAACAAUUAGGCACUACAAGUACAGUUUGGAAAGGCUGAUGUAAUCACUUCUUUUUUGCACACACAGUCUUGGUAGAUCAGGCAUGGGGGGGGGGCUCAGGGCCAGGGGCCACUCCUUUUGGCCCUGGGCUGGCACACUUCCUGUGACACACACACCUCCCCAUGGUAAUGUCUCUUGCUUGCCUGGAUAAGUAAGAGACAUAUCUCUCGAUUUCUGUUCUCCAGCUUUCUAUUUUAUUUUUUAAUCUUAAAUUCACUUCUCAACAUUUCCACAAUUUGUGGUUAUUAUUUUUGUGAUACCCAUGAAAAUCCAUCAGCCUUUUAGCGCACAUUUUACUAAUAAACACAUUUUUAUAUACAUUUUUGCCAAACAGCAUUUUUGCAAGCAGUUUUCCCUAAUGUGCAUUUUUGUAAGAUAGUUUCACAAGCAGAGACAUCACCUUGUCGACAAAGGUCCGUAUAGUUCAAGCUAUGGUUUUCCCAGUAGUGAUGUAUGGAAGUGAGAGCUGGACCAUAAAGAAGGCUGAUCACCAAAGAACUGAUGCUU